Letharia columbiana is the source of this 264-nucleotide messenger RNA. RefSeq lists its product as uncharacterized. The record is from RefSeq and is a predicted model, not a curated record. The coding region runs from base 1 to 264 and encodes 87 amino acids. Gene Ontology annotation, molecular function: protein dimerization activity; DNA binding. Lineage: Eukaryota; Fungi; Ascomycota; Lecanoromycetes; Lecanorales; Parmeliaceae. The transcript is spliced from 2 exons.
AUGCCUGACACGGCAAAAGCGAAGACGCAACAAUUCACCAGAAGGAAAUCAAACCUAGUAAAAAGAGCAGAUCAACUGGCACGAUUGUGUCAUGCAGACCUUGCCCUAAUCAUCCGUGAGAAUGGUAGGUAUUACAUGUAUCAAUCGACCAAUCACGAUCAAUGGCCUCCCACGAUCACAGAGAUUGUGUUCGGCAAAAGUUGGAAGGAGCCGUUGACAACAACGUUGGAAAUGGCAGGGCUUGAGUCUUUGCAGAACACGUAG